AUUGGAAGCCAAGGAAAAGACUAAGAGGUCGAAUUAAUAUUGGAAUUGCAAGGCAAGAAAGAGAACUUUAAGAGGGAUUCUGCUUGGAAAUAGAUCGCACAGGUCUCCCUGUAAAAUCCAUACUAUACAAGACAUGUUUAAGCUUAUUAUGAUGGGACGGUGCACAUAUAUCUAUGCUAAAAAACAGAAGAAAACGCGAGAGAAUGACAUGGGGGAGGACAGGAUAAGUCAACUACCAGAUGAAGUUCUUGUGUCCAUUCUAUCUUUCCUGACCAUGAAAGAAGCAGCAAGAACAAGUGUCAUUGCCUGUCGUUGGCGUGAAGUGUGGACUUCUAUUCCCAGCUUGGAUUUUGAUGCUUCAGAGACUUCAAAUUCCUUAUGGGAAGAAGAAGAAGGGCUAAACCCCUAUGAGGAAACGGGUAAAUAUAUCAAGUGGAUAAAUAAUGUUUUGGAUGCAUAUCAGGGAUACUGUAUUGAUGAGUUUCGAGUCAGAUUUGAUUUGGAGCCAAUGUUCACAUCCGAUAUUGAUAGAUGGUUCAACUUUGCACUUGAAAAGAAAGUAAAACGACUUGUCAUGGACUUUCGGGGCUAUUAUGGCUGCCCUCGGUCUAAUAUUUUUGCUAUCCCUCUACUCUCUAGCCCUGUUCUGCAUACUGCUGAGUUUCCUGAUUGCAGAUCUCUCAAAAUCCUCAAGCUUAAAUAUUUAGACAUAAGUGGAGCUGUUAUUGAACAUUUGAUAUCUACUUGCCUCUAUCUUGAACAAUUAGUCAUAGAAGGUUCAAAUUCUCUUACUGAUCUAAAUGUGGUUGGUCAAUCACUUUGCUUGAAGUACUUGAAAAUAAAAUUUUGCUGCCGUCUGAAGAGCGUAUAUCUCUCCGCACCAAAUCUCCUGUCCUUUCAGUGGUAUAGUGCAGAGUCGAUUGAAAUUGCUUUUGCAAAUGUUCCAAAUCUUGUUGAAGUAUUUUUUGGAGGGGGAUAUGCUCUACGUAGACUUCAUCCGCUUCUGAACUAUUUAUCUCAACUAGAGACACUUAUACUAUCUGAUGAGCCACCCGAGGAAACAAUUGGACUUAUCGAGUUUCCUGUAUUGCCACACCUCAAGAAUUUGAUACUGAAAGUUUCUGCGGCAGAUGAUGACAGUCUUCUUGGUUUUACUCCGUUGAUAAAGGCAGCUCCUUCCUUGUGUAGACUUUUACUGGAGUUGUCUUGGUUUGAGCCUGACGUUUUUUUACUCAGUAGACCAAAAACACCCAGAGAAUGUCAUCAAUGUCUUAAAGUGGUGGAAAUUGUUGGCUUUGUGGGGAAGACUAAUGACAUGGAAUUUGCCAUGUAUUUGAUUGAGCAUGCCCCUAUGCUUGAAAAAAUUUUACUUCGUCCUGGAAAGCCAAAAUCAUUAAGAUGUUACUCGGACCCGGAGUGCAUAGCAAGAAAACAAUCUGGUAGAGAGGCUGCAAUGCUACUGGAUUAUAAAUUUUCUCUUGGAGACAAGUUAGUUCUACUUGGUUUUUGAGUUCAAUGUAACGUAGUUCUUCAUUCAUUAUUUUACGUGGACAUGUGCUGUCUUUGAGCAAA
Tripterygium wilfordii is the source of this 1572-nucleotide messenger RNA. Its product is annotated as F-box/LRR-repeat protein At3g58900-like. The coding region runs from base 134 to 1510 and encodes 458 amino acids. The transcript is spliced from 5 exons. The record is from RefSeq and is a predicted model, not a curated record. NCBI's taxonomy places the organism in Eukaryota, Viridiplantae, Streptophyta, Magnoliopsida, Celastrales, Celastraceae. Gene Ontology annotation, molecular function: protein binding.